Molecule: messenger RNA, 1874 nt
Organism: Desarmillaria tabescens
Lineage: Eukaryota; Fungi; Basidiomycota; Agaricomycetes; Agaricales; Physalacriaceae
Product: ribosome biogenesis protein Nop53/GLTSCR2
Exons: 7
Coding region: 278-1621 (447 amino acids)
Biological process (GO): rRNA processing; ribosomal large subunit assembly
Cellular component (GO): nucleolus
Molecular function (GO): 5S rRNA binding
Source: RefSeq, a predicted model, not a curated record
GCCUCUCUUUUUAUGCACUUUAUUAUUCCAGUCAUGUUUAAUGAGACCGCAAUACUGACUAGAGGUAGCAUAAAUGUUGUCAAUAGUGAGAACUUGUGUGCGUACAGAGGAAAUUUUUUUAAAAAAGACAAAAGCAAAAGGGCGCGAACAUGUGGGAUCGAACUGACGGCUUAGGUAUCAGCGCUUUGCCGGUGCACUACAGAUAUUGAUGCUUAUGUAAUACUCACCCUCCAAUUUUCACGUCUGGCCUUGCGUCUUCAUUUCAACCUUCACCAUCAUGCCGGCUUCUACUUCAAAAACUAAAACCAAAACCAAGCCAGUGAAAUCAGCCAUAGGAGCACCUUCCCAGCACAAUCAGUCUAGCCGCAAGGGUAAACGAGCAUGGCGCAAAAACGUCAAUAUUGAAGAUGUCGAAGAGGCCAUGGAAGGAAUGAGGGAGGAAGAGAGAGUGACAGGUAAACCCCUGCAAAAGACGAAAGAUGACAACCUUUUCUUCGUUGAUGUUACUGGCGAUGAAGAAAUCCGGAAAUCCAUACCAAAGUCACUCACAUCGCAAACCACUGCAGCGAAGAUUCUCGCCCAGCGAUCAGCUGUGCCGGCGGUAUUUUCACGAACGACGUCUUCGGGAAAGAGAAAGACGGUGGUGACGAGGGAGGAGAAGGAGCGGAUGUUGCGUAUUGCGAAGCGUCCAAGGCAGGGUCCUUUUAACAGCGUCGUCGACCCUACAAAAUUCGGGGCGGGGAGUGCUAUGAUUGGCGUAACGGAGGCGGUGAAAAGCAGUGGACAAUUCGACCCUUGGGCUGAGGGCGAGGAACAAGAACCCGAGGUACCAGAGGGAACAGAGCGUCUCCAGAAGAUGCCUGUGAAGGCCCCAACGCAUGUACAGCCCCGGAAAAUCAUCGAAGUCCCGGCAGUGGUCGAGCCUCACCUUGGAACCUCAUAUAAUCCUCCAGUUGAUGCUCAUCGUGAGCUCCUUCUCAAAGCUUAUGAGAUCGAGGAGAAGAGGAUCUCGGAGGCUGAAAAACUGGCAGAGGUCAAAAACCGGAUGGAGAAAGCGAGAGUAGAUGCGGACGACGGUGAUAGUGGUGUACCCGGAAUGAAGGUCGAUAUCCCCACUACGGUUGAAGAGGAGCAGGAGCCGUCAGAAGUCUUUGUUAAACCGGCCCCAGAGAGGAAGACGAAACAACAGCGAAGAAAAGCCGCCAAGGCACUGGCUGAGAAACGUGCACUAGCACACAGAGCUGCUAAUAAACGUAUGCUGUCCACGAUUGACAAAGUCAAAGCUUUACGCAAGGAGGCGAAGCUGAACAGCGCCAAGCACGAUGCAGAGCGUCAACAACGUCGGCUUUUGGCCGAAGCCAAGUUGAGGAAAGGGUUGUCGGGGCAAAAACUUGGGAGACACAAAGUAUCGGAGGGUGAAGUCGACGUGCAGCUUGGAGAGGACCUCAGCGAGAGCUUAAGGGCGCUCAAGCCUGAAGGUAAUUUGUUCAGGGAUCGGUUCCUCAGCCUGCAGCACCGAGGACGGAUUGAACCUCGCGCGCUCGUCCUACCUAAGAAACAGAGAACACGGACGGUCGAGUACGAGAAACAUGCGUGGAAGAAGUUUGAUAGGCAGCAAUGAGAUGCCGUAUGCUAUCUUGUCUUGUGCCACACUUGAGUAGUGCUGAUUUAGGUCUGUAAUAUAGGUUACAUUAAUGGAUAGGGUCGCCGAUAAAAUAAACACAGACACAUCCUAACAUGCCUGAGAGCAAAAGUGCACGAUCGACUCCUCUUUGCUCCCGCUAGAGACUUGUCCUAUCAAGCAUGAAAUAAAUAAAAAUGCCGCUCAACCAGUGUUCGUGCCACUCCACAGAAAACGUUCAUUGUCCAAUGCA